AUGACCUUACUUUCGCGGGGGUUUAGUAACCACGACCUUGAACCGGAAGUGUUAGAGAACAUGAUGCGUCUGCUGCCAUGGAGGAGAGCCACAGCGGGGUCUUUCAUCUCAAGGCUCUUUUUACAGCCAGGUCUUCUAGAUAAAAUCGUAGUUAGCACCGCAAGCAGUAUACAAUAUAGUACAGCCGGCAGAGGUAACCAGAAGGCACGGUUCCAGAUGCCGCCACCAACUGUAAGAUCCGACGAACAUGGAAGACGAACCCUGGGCUCUCUCUCUCAGCGGAACCCAGAUCGUCUUGUUUGGGUCGACUUGGAGAUGACGGGAUUAGACAUUGUUAAUGACACAAUUCUAGAGAUAGCUUGUUUGAUAACGGAGAAAGAUCUUCAGAUUGUGGCAGAGGGUCCAGACAUAGUCAUCCAUCAAAGCAAUGAGGUGCUCGAUAACAUGGGGGAGUGGUGUACAGAACAACAUGGCAAGUCUGGUCUAACUGAAGCAGUGAGAAGCAGUAAAGUGAGUCUGCAAGAGGCUGAGCAGAUGGUCCUCGAUUUUGUGAAAGAGUAUACACCCAAAGGAAAAUGUCCCUUGGCAGGGAAUUCUGUUGGGGUAGAUAGGAGCUUCAUAGAAAGGCAUAUGCCCCGGCUGGCAGAGCAUUUGCACUACAGGGUUGUAGAUGUGAGUUCAGUGAAAGAGCUAUGCAGACGCUGGUAUCCUGAGGACUUGAGCCAAGCCCCUGUUAAAAAGGAGACACACAGAGCCAUGGAUGAUAUACGAGAAAGCAUUUGUGAACUGCAGUUUUAUCGCUCCACCAUUUUCAAGUAA
Candidula unifasciata is the source of this 819-nucleotide messenger RNA. The record is from the annotation of a GenBank genome assembly. NCBI's taxonomy places the organism in Eukaryota, Metazoa, Mollusca, Gastropoda, Stylommatophora, Geomitridae.